CACAGUUCAACCGGCAGUCUUAACUAAAAGAACAAUACUGAAUAAUAAAAGAAGAACUGCAAGAUGAGUGUAACGACAAAACAACAAAGCAGUGCUGGCGGUGCUGGCGUGGGUAAAUCAGGGGAUGAUCCAGGACCAAGGCAGGAAUACCUGAAGAAGUCUGAAUACUUCAUGGGGGUUGCCCUCCUGACAGCACAAAGGAGCAGAGAUCCGAGCACACAGGUGGGAGCCUGCAUUGUGAACCAGGAAAACAAGGUAGUGGGGAUAGGUCACAACGACAUGCCCAAUGGCUGCGAUGGCCAACUGACCUGGAAAGGGUCCCCCGAGAACAGUACUGACAAAGAUGAUCAAUGCAAGAAAUCAGGUGAUCAACACAAGAAAUCAGAUCGUCAGUGCGAGCAAUCAGAUGAUCAAUGGUUGGAAACCAAGUACCCCUACGUGUGUCACGCUGAGCUGAACGCCAUCAUGAACAAGAACUCCGCGGACGUGAAGGGCUGCACCAUGUACGUGACCCUGUUCCCCUGCAAUGAGUGCACCAAGCUCAUCAUCCAGGCAGGUAUAAAGGAUGUGAUUUAUCUAUCAGACAAGUAUCACGACAAAAAGGAAUUUACUGCCUCCAGACGCCUACUCGACAUGGCGGGGAUCCUGUACAAGCAGUUUGAGCCAAAGAGAAACAAGAUCAUCAUCGAUUUUAAUUCCAUCGACGGGUCUAAAACUCACGAGGACACGGCGGGCCCUGUUGCACCUUGAUCCUGCUGGAGCUCUACCUGCUCUACCUGCCCUCUUCUCACAUGGAAGGAAUUACUCAUCGCAUCUUCAUUGUUCUGCAGCUUUCAUUUUCAAAGUUUCAGCACAGUCCAGUUAUGGUUAUGGCUUAGGUGUGUGCUUUCCUUGCCAAACAAACUCCUGACGCACAUUUUACUUUACUGACUUUUAUACCUUUAAUCAAUUUCAUUGGUAUCCCCAAAAAAUGUUAGAGUUAAUGGGUUAAUGAGGCACUGGUGGAUGGAAUUAUGCAUGCUAAUAUAAUUUAACCGAUUUUUUGAUUUUUCUAAUAAAUUACACUGAAUCAAA
This is a messenger RNA of Anguilla rostrata (American eel), 1074 nucleotides long. RefSeq names its product deoxycytidylate deaminase-like. NCBI's taxonomy places the organism in Eukaryota, Metazoa, Chordata, Actinopteri, Anguilliformes, Anguillidae. The transcript is spliced from 6 exons. The record is from RefSeq and is a predicted model, not a curated record. Bases 64 to 750 code for a protein of 228 amino acids. Gene Ontology annotation, molecular function: zinc ion binding; hydrolase activity.